Daphnia carinata is the source of this 934-nucleotide messenger RNA. RefSeq names its product endocuticle structural glycoprotein SgAbd-3-like. Lineage: Eukaryota; Metazoa; Arthropoda; Branchiopoda; Diplostraca; Daphniidae. Gene Ontology annotation, molecular function: structural constituent of chitin-based larval cuticle. The transcript is spliced from 3 exons. The record is from RefSeq and is a predicted model, not a curated record. The coding region runs from base 27 to 530 and encodes 167 amino acids. Gene Ontology annotation, cellular component: chitin-based extracellular matrix.
UGUAUAUAAAAGGAAGAACUCGUCCGAUGAAGAGAACCAGUAGCCAACCGCAUCCUACUACACACACACACACACUGACCAUCAGUGCAGAUUGUUCUAUUCACUCAAAUCCCACAUUACCAAACUUAAACAAAAUGAACGUGUUCAUUCUCGGAGUCUUCUGUGGUCUGUUGGUCGCCUGCACCGCAGCUCCCGCUAAAUUAGACGAAGUCAAGCCCAUCGCCAUCGUCCGAUCGGCCAGUGAGAACAACGCUGAUGGCAGCUACGCUUACAGUUUCGAGGGCGAAGAUGGCACCAAGAUGGAAGCAAGUGGCAACCAGAAGCAAGUCGGACCUAAACCAGAGGAUGUCGGAACCGUAUCACGCGGAUCUUACUCGUUCACUUCUCCCGAUGGUGUCGUCCUCACUGUCAACUGGACAGCCGAUGAGAACGGUUUCCAGGCCACCGGUGAUCAUUUGCCAACUCCUCCCCCGAUGCCCGAGCACGUCGUGAAGAUGUUGGCCGAUCUGAAGGCUGCCGGUCUUCUGUAAACAAAUUCGUACGACCAACCUGACCUGGAUAUAACCCGAACGAAAGAGCGACAUUUGAACGAUUGCGAUGGUACAACAAAAACAACCAAACGAUGUAAAUAUCAACCGAUCUGGUGGCACACGCAACGCACACGAGCACAUAGACUUCCUUCUUUCCUUUCGGUUUGCUUUUCCCUCUUUACGGCGUCGUGAAAACGGAUCGGUCCUUUCGAACAUGUUACCUUUUCAUUAGAACAUGCUGAACAUUUGGAGACAAUCACAUCCGAUUCCGCAAACAAACGUCGAGGAAAAUAUGUUAGCCAUUUAUUUGUUUACUCGUCCAUCCCUUUUAUUUUUUGUUCUCCCAGAUUUCUUUCUCUAUUUUGUGAAAAGACAACAAUACAAACGACAGUUUUCUCUAAGAA